AAAAGGGAUUCACAAUCUCCUCAAAAUGAGUUUCAACCCAAGAAUUAAAAAGAGCAUGUCUUCUUGUUCUUUGCCUCUUCAUGUUGCAGCCAUUUGUGCUGUUUUGAUCUCUUUCUUGGGUUGUGCUGAUGGCCUCUCCGCUAAACAAGUCAUAGACUCUCCUUUAUUGACAGAGAAAAUUGCCACCAACAGAACUAUUGUGGUUGAUAUCAAUGGCAAGGGAGAUUUCACGUCUGUCCAAGAAGCCAUUAAUUCUGUUCCGAAGAACAAUGACGGAUGGAUUAUCAUCCAUGUUAGAAAAGGGGUUUAUAGAGAAAAGGUUCAUGUACCUAAGAGCAAACCUUACAUCUUCAUAAGGGGUAAUGGGAGAGGAAGGACGGCCAUUGUCUGGUCACAAAGUUCUCCUGAUAAUAAGGCGUCUGCAACAUUCACCAUGGAAGGUCCCCAUUUCAUUGCCUUUGGUAUUAGCUUUUCGAAUGAGGCUCCCACUGGAGUUGCUUAUACAUCACAGAAUCAGUCAGUGGCAGCGUUCGUGGGUGCAGAUAUGGUUGCAUUUUAUCACUGUGCAUUCUUCAGUACCCACAACACUCUCUUUGAUUACAAAGGAAGACAUUACUAUGACAAUUGUUACAUCCAAGGCUCUAUCGAUUUCAUUUUUGGCCGUGGAAGGUCAAUGUUUCAUAGCUGUGAGAUCUUUGUUAUUGAUGACAAGAGGGUGACAAUUCAUGGGUCCAUAACAGCUCAGACCAGGGAGAACAGACUUGACAAUAGUGGGUUUGUGUUUGUCAAAGGAAAGGUUUAUGGCAUUGGUGGUGUCUAUUUAGGAAGAGCGAAAGGUGCCUAUUCCACUGUGGUUUUUGCAAAUGUGUACUUGUCGAAGACCAUUGUUCCUGCAGGUUGGACCAAUUGGAGCUAUGACGGUCCCACUGAAAAUCUAUUUCAUAGGGAAUACCGGUGUCACGGACCAGGAGCUGAAACAAAAGGUCGUGCCCCAUGGUGGAAAGAACUUACAUAUGAAGAAGCUGCGCGCUUCACAUCCAUUGACUUCAUAAAUGGCAAAGACUGGCUUCCUGUAUGGCUAUGAAAUUCAUAGUCGGAGAUGCUUCUGUCCUACAAAUUACACAAGAAUAGAAGAGUACAUGCUCAUAAACCUUCAUCUUGACGGCUGUUUUCUAUAUGUGAUCAAGAAAUGUAGGGCUAUGCUUGAACGAAUUUAGAAGAAAAACCAUAAUGUAUGGGUAAAGAAACUUGUGCUUCAUGUGCAGCAGGUUUAAACUUUAUUGCCAUAUCUCCAAAUUAUGUAUUUUCCGUAAGAUAGUUGUUGCUGUCUGGUAUAAAUAUUGUAAGUUCAU
Rubroshorea leprosula is the source of this 1352-nucleotide messenger RNA. Lineage: Eukaryota; Viridiplantae; Streptophyta; Magnoliopsida; Malvales; Dipterocarpaceae. The record is from the annotation of a GenBank genome assembly.